CGAAGUUUGCGAUCAUUUUUAAGUCAACUAAAUAAGUGACAAAAUUACAAGUAAUUAGAACAAAAGUAAGGAUAUGCGCCAAGUCCAAAAGUUACAAAACUAUUAUUUGGAAUGACCAGGGGCAUAAGGACAUCAAAUGGUGGAAUCCCAAGGAUGCAAGGAUCCAAGGAUGAUAAUGAAAAUCAACAAUCUCGUGAGAUAAUUGAUACUCGUCAAAAGAGGCAAAAAACACAUUCCAAGUCAUUAAGGCAACCAUUACAAUCAACACAAGUAUCCAACCAGUAUGUGAGCUCCACAAGUUUGAGGUACAGGGGAAGCCACAAGUCUGAAGAGGAUUUCGGUGCGUUGAUGCAGCGGGAUUAUAAGGCCCAGAAGCAUCACACCGAUCGCCAGGCCCUCGCCGAUAUAAUCCUGAUGCAGGCUCGACGCAUCGAGAAACAGCAGCGGGAACUGCUUCGAAUAAAGGCCCACUAUGAGUGCCAAGUGUCCACCAUCAAGAACAAUGCCAUCAUGCUGGAGUCCCAUCUGCAGAAAGUCCUGGCCAGUGUUCACCAUCGGGAUCGGGCAAAGCGGAUCGGCCACCACUACCAGGACAUGUGCGGUGCUGUGGAGAAUUUGGAGAAUUGCGGCAUUAAUAUAAAGCCGCAGUCCGUGGCCAAUCAUUUGCUGAUCAAGUAUCUCAACUCGCACCCGGCCAGAAGCACUAAUGAAAAUAUAAGCACCUACAGGAAUAUGUUGUGAAUUGUGCUGUUGUGGGAAGCCCAUAUUUUCAUCAGUUCUUCUAGUCACCAGGCUAGGAAUGCUUUGCUUAUAUCAAUAAAAUACCCAUUUCAAAUAUUGC
Molecule: messenger RNA, 841 nt
Organism: Drosophila gunungcola (fruit fly)
Lineage: Eukaryota; Metazoa; Arthropoda; Insecta; Diptera; Drosophilidae
Exons: 1
Coding region: 112-741 (209 amino acids)
Source: RefSeq, a predicted model, not a curated record